Messenger RNA from Amphibalanus amphitrite, 1323 nucleotides. RefSeq names its product peptide methionine sulfoxide reductase MsrB-like. The coding region runs from base 284 to 1042 and encodes 252 amino acids. The record is from RefSeq and is a predicted model, not a curated record. Gene Ontology annotation, biological process: protein repair; response to oxidative stress. Gene Ontology annotation, molecular function: peptide-methionine (R)-S-oxide reductase activity. The transcript has 4 exons. Lineage: Eukaryota; Metazoa; Arthropoda; Thecostraca; Balanomorpha; Balanidae. Gene Ontology annotation, cellular component: cytoplasm.
ACAGGCAGGUUAGCCUCAUGCAGUGCACCGCUCGGCCGACGAGGGUUCUGUCAGAGAGCUGCCAGCCCGGCCGGAACGUCAGUGUGGCGUCGGCUGGCGGGCUGCGAGCAGCGCCGGGCCGCUGCCUGGGUCGGUGUGGAUCGGUGGAACGGUGCUGCGUUGAAGCCGAAAGGGGAGGUUAACUGACCGGUGAACGCCACGGCUGAGUCGAACAACAAACGCCACUGUGAGGACAAUAGUUUGACCGCGCCCCAAGUCAAGAACAGGAUCAGCGGCAAAGAAAAUGUCGAGCAAUUCCAAGCCGGAGAUGAACGGAGUGGCUGCGUCCCCCGGAGCCGGGGCCGCUGCCGAGGAGGGCCCCUAUACCGUUGACAAGGCAGCCCUGCGAAAACGGCUCACCCCACUUCAGUACCAGGUCACACAGGAGAAGGGCACAGAACGGGCCUUUACGGGCCGGUUCAACAAGCACCGCGAGCCGGGACUGUACCGGUGCCUGGUCUGCGGACAGGCCAUCUUCAGCUCGGCUACCAAAUACGACUCCGGCUCCGGAUGGCCCAGCUUCUAUGACGUCAUCGACGCCAAACGAGUGAAACUCAAGUCAGACCUGUCUCACGUUGGCGGCAACAUCCUCCUUUUGAUUGCCAACCCAGGCAUGGAGCGGACGGAGGUGAGCUGCGCGCGCUGCUCAGCCCACCUGGGACACGUCUUCAAAGACGGCCCCAAACCCACCGGCAAGCGCUACUGUGUCAACUCAGAGUCACUCCAAUUCGAGCGAGACGACUCAAUCGACGUGCCCGACGGUCCCCUGGAGUUCUUCCGCGGCUCGUGCGCUGGUGGCUCGUGCUCGGCGCGUGCCGCCCUCCGUCCCACGCCACCCCGACCGGCCGGCGCCGGUGCUGCCAUCUCGCGGGUAGUUGAUAAGUAUAACCGCCUGGAGGGUGGCGCUAGUGGUCCCUCAGCGCAGCCCGGGACCAAAACGCUGCCCGAGAAGGCGAUAACGGGACAGAUUCAGGGGGGUCAGGUGCUGAAUGGACGCGCGUGAGAGACUGAGCUGUGUGGAGAGGGGGGAUGAGAGUGUAUCUGUGUGCGUGGCCACUGAUUAUUUGUGCUUAGGAGCGCCCGAUGUCAGGACGCCCUACCGCUGCGAGUCUAUCGCGUGUACUUGCGAGCGUGACGCCACGACAAUGUGAAGCCGUAACGCACCAUCGCCGUAUUUAUGCUUUUGUGUCCCAGCUGUGACUAACGUGAUGCGAGCGAACGUGGUAUCUUGCCAGCAGGGCUUCAAUAUUUUGUGAAUAUACGUGUUUUCAGUAAUACGAUCCA